AUGAAGCGCGGGAUCACCACCAAGAUCAGCACCAAACGAGCAGAGCACCUCGUCCAAAAUGGCCAACAUCCAUAUGAUGAGUGGGAGGAGCAACAACGAUACUGGCCUUCGCCGCGGGCGCCGCCGGUGAGCCCGACGGAGUCGCCUCGGACCCCGGGCGGGAGCCACAAGAAGGCGGUGCUGGGCAAGGUGAAGAGCAAGGCUAAGAAAUGGAUGCACAUGCUGCAUCGCAAGAAGAAACCCGCACAGGAGGAGAUGAUGUGGACGCCCAGGGCUGGACCCAGCGCAGAGGACAGCAUCAGCAUCAGGGCCAAGGAGGAACGGCGAGACGCUGGGUACCGUGGAACCCCCAGGAAGGCGCUGCAUCCACAUUUUUACACGGGUGAUUCGGAGAGGGCGUCUGAGGUGUUCAUGGAAGCAGCACCGAGACAGAAUUCACCAGUCCCGAGCCCUACCGCACACAAAGAACAGCCGUACUUCAAGGUCAGCAGCAGGUUCGAGUCAGAGAUGAAGGAAGCCAACGAGAUGCUGAUGGAAUCGAAGCAGCUCCGCAUCAACACAGCCAAGCCCAAGACUGUGACGUUCGCGGCGACCAUAGAACGCGAGCUGGGGAGUGAAAAGGGUGGCUGGAACGACAAGGAGCUGCCUGAAGCAGCGACCGAAGUAGUCCGGAAUGCACUCGCUGCAGUCUAUCAGGUGGCGCUCAAGAUGAUUGCUAAAAUCCAAGACACAAUGGUGGCGUAUAACAUUGAUAGAAGGCACAUGCUAGAGAAGCUAGUAGCAGUCAAUAGAUACCUGAUGUUGAAGCUGGAACCUGGGCAAGACGAUAAAAUACUCUCAGAAGUAAUUACUGAUGCUAUCCUCAAUCUGUUUGACGCAUGGAGCGAGUGUGUUGAGCAGCCUUUGGUGCAAAGGGCAAAGGACCUCUCUUCUUGGUUUCUGCAUGAAGGAAGAGAAGAAACACCUCCCGUUUCACUACCGACACGUCCUUGUGCGUUCGAAGAUGCAGAAGAAUUUUAUUCCUUAGAGAAUGAACAGCAGCUUGAAGCAUGAGAUCAAAGACAUUAUGAAAGUCAGAAGAGUUUGUGUACCUAACAAUGCCAGGAAGCUGAACGCAAAGUCAAAGAGCAUGCCGCGAGCUUACUUUGUUCAUAGAAUUAUGUCAGUCAAAACAUACAACAGCUGCAAGUGAAACCAAAAGGUGGUCUCCGCAGCUUUGUACCCAGAAGCUUGAGUCAGAGAAUACAAUCAGCAAUCUUGAUGAAGUUCCUCUUCAGUAAAGCUUGGCAUCAUGAUUGUAUGGCAAAUUGUAUUCACAAUGUAUGUAAUUAGGAAUGACAGUGUAUAGCAUAGACGUUGAAAUAGAAAUCCUCAACUGCAGAGCAGCAGUUAUGGGAA
Panicum virgatum (switchgrass) is the source of this 1398-nucleotide messenger RNA. RefSeq lists its product as uncharacterized. Lineage: Eukaryota; Viridiplantae; Streptophyta; Magnoliopsida; Poales; Poaceae. Bases 1 to 1053 code for a protein of 350 amino acids. Gene Ontology annotation, biological process: response to abscisic acid; response to stress. The transcript has 4 exons. The record is from RefSeq and is a predicted model, not a curated record.